CUCUGUUUAUGUUACUGUGAUUGUAGUGUUUCUGAUAUUUAUGUCUUAGUUUUUAACAGUUUUAAUCACAUUUUAUGUAAAGAAACGUAUUUUCUUUUUUCAAUGACUGUCAUUUUAUAAUAGUUAUAUAGAAUCUGUAAACAUCUCAUCAUGGAGGUUACAACUAAGUUUGUAGCAAUACCUACGUUUGUAAAUCCUCACUUAUUUUGGAUAAUAGAACCCAAUAGUGAUAAAAGAAAUGAAACCUUAAACCGUAUUAAUAAACUUUUGCAAGAUGAAUGUACAAAACGUGAACCAACAUUAAAUGAUUCUUCUGAAAUUGGAGAAAUAGUUGCAGUUUCUUUGGAUGGCAAGUUAUAUAGAGCUGUCAUAGAAUAUAUACCUAAUUCAGAAACCCAAGAAAAAAAUAAUUUAGAUUUUUUAUGCUGGUUAAUAGACUAUGGAAUUAUGUGCAGAACAGAUGUAAUUUACAAAUUGCCAGGCCCUCUAAGGAAAGUGGCUCCAUUAGCUUUGCAAGCUUCUUUAAAUAAUGUGGCAUAUGUAAAACAGAAUUUAACUUUUGAUUAUAAAUCGGGUAUGGCUAUGAAAACUAACGAGCGUGUCUUACCACAUUCAUCUGUGGCUCAUCAAGUUUCAUUAGAAUUGAUGUUGAAUUUAAGUGAUCUACAAUUUAAAGUUGAAAAUAAAGUCGAUGGUAUUUUUGUUGGUGACAUUUUAUACAGAGAAAAUCAGGAAUUAAAGUCAUUACGUCAAGCUUUAAUUGAUAAGGGGAUUCUCAUAAUCGAAGAAACAGUAUUUAAAGAAAUUAUGGAUAAUAUAUAUAGUUAUAAAGAAGCUCAUCUGUGGCUGCUAGCUCAGAUAUGUAAAAAAUUAAAUUCUGUUCAAUUUUUGAAGGGCACAGAAAGCACACCUUGGUUUGAAAAAAUGAUUUCCAAAUAUUUGUUGGAAUUUAAAAACAAUGAUUUAUUUGACGAUGAUUUACCAAGGCCCUUUUUUAAUAGAAGAAGUAGGUCAAGAAAUUCUGCAAAUGAUUCCCAAAAUUCCAUUAAUUCGGGAAAUGAAAGUAUGUCAGAUAUUGAAGUACCUAGUAAAUCUGAAGGUUCAGAUAGUUCUAAAGAUAAAAGCCCUAUGAAUACUCGUUUGAAGACUCUUCUUGAAAAAAUGAAAAAGCAGAAACAUGGCGAAAAAGUAGAACGUAUUUCGUCUAGCUAUAAACUAAAUAACAGUUCUAGCAGUCUUGGAACAGACGAUGAUUGCAGUAGUCCUUUGAAAAAACAACCACUGACAGAAGGUUCUCCAGUUGCCGAAGAAAAAAAGGAACACUUUGUUGAUAAAGAGGGAGAUGUUGCUCUGUCAAAUUCAGAUAAUGAAUGUAUAAAUCACCCCACAAACUCUGUGGUAAGGAAAAGAGUUGUUUCAAGUAAUGCAGUGUUUGUACCAGGAGGUGCCACUUUUACUUUAUUAAAUAAGAAGAAAACUGCAAAACAGACGCCUAAAGACUUAACUGCUUCUAUUCCUAAGAUUUCUUCUGAUGAAGAUCUGAGUGACUGUAAAACAAAGAACGUUGUAAAUGAACAUGUUAGGGAGGAAAGUAGUCCUGGUGAUGACACGUCGACAACUGAGGAAAUUAAGACUCAUCUUAAUGAUGUGGGAAAUAAUCGCGUAAACCAACUACAAAUAAAACCUUUCUGUACCUGUAAGCAGUGUGAUCAUUGGACUAACGAUAACGACUGGUCGGUAGAUACAAAAUUUUUAAAUGAAUCUAAGGAGUCAAAGCAUUUGUGUAUCAACAAGCCACAGACUUUAUUUAUAAAAGAUGGAAAUCAAAAUUUGGCAGACGAUCGAACAAUCAUUUCGUUGAACUACUCGUCCAAGACAAAGUUGCAAAAACAAUCCAUGCUUAAAUUGCUGGUCCACGGAGAAUAUUCACAAGCUCCAGUGAGGUCGCUGUCCGAAGUUUGCUUUCAUGAGGGCAUCCGAAAUAGUUUGCAUCAAUUGAAGUACAGGGAAGCAAAACGUAUUCAGAUAUACACGUGGCCAGCUAUUUUUCGUCAGCAGCACGUUGUUAUGGUGAAUGGUCCACAGACCGGUAAAACGAUAGCAUACCUUCCGGUAAUCCUAACAUUUUUAUUGGAAAAAAACGAAAGAUAUCGGCAAUUCAUGUCCAAGACCAAUGGACCCAUCGCUAUAGUACUUUGUGCUAAUACUAAAAAGUGUGAGGAAGUAUACGAUCUGAGUAAAACGUUACUAGGAGGGAAUAGGUUGAAGGUUUCUUUAAUCACAUAUCCUCUUUCACAUGUCAAUACGAAAUACACAGAUAUGUUAGUAACUACGCCGACAAUUCUUGUAGAUUUGUUGAAGCAGAAUGCGAUCAAUUUCAAAAGACUGUGUCACUUAAUUUUAGAAGACGGAGACGCAAUCCUCAAGCUAGAACCUGAGAUAAUGAACGGUAUCUUUGAUUUAACUCAAAGCAUGUUAUCUAACCGUAUACAUCCAAAACCGGUUCAGUUAAUAAUCUGCGCAGAACACUGGGACCUACGUUUAGAAAAUCUAAUCCGCAGACUAAACAAAAUACCACUGAUAUGCAUCGGAAACUAUUUAGAGGCUGCGUUGUAUGGGAAAAUUCAGUUCUCUAUGAAAUUCGUUAAUUCAGCUUGUAAAGAGCAUGAAUUAAAAAGUUUACUCAAAGACACGUUUAGGAUUUGUAAAUCUAUAAUAUUGUGUAAGGAAGAAGAAAUAGAGGAAAUUCAAACAAUUCUAAUGCUGAAAGGUAUCGACGCUACCGUUGUAUCAGAGCAUAUGAGUAAGGAAGAUAUUUUGUACUUGGAACAAGUUUGGACCCAAUGUAAAGGUGGUGAAUAUACAGGCCCAUUUCAGAAAGGUCCAAUUCUUGGAAGACCUUCGAGUGGUAGAAGGCAUGAGUUGGAAGAAGCUAUUCUACAUGAAAUUGAAGAGGACCCAAAUACUAGUAUUAGGAAGAUCGCUGCAAAUCAUAAUAUAAGGAUGAAAUGCCAGAGUGUCGUACUAUGCGAUGAAAAAUGUGAGGAGCAUAUGCCCAAGUUCUUUAAUUUUAUUAAUAGUACGGAACUGCAAAAUCAAAUGUCCGAUAAAUUUAAAAAUUUUUCUCAGGGUUUAAAACAUUUGGAAGAAGAGAAGAAAUUAAAGAACGAAAUAGGUUUAUGCGAGACAUUAAAAUUGUUUGGAAUUUGUUCUGUUACACACUGCCCAUGGCGACACAUCGUCAAUAAAGACGUGGAUAUAUCUGACUACUUACCCCAAUCAGGAAAGAUUAAAUUUAAAAUUGUUCGUAUACACGAUGUGACAAAUUAUUCCGUACAAUUGAUUCAACAUAUCGACAUGGAAGACAACGUCCAUGAGUUCACUGACAAUUUUGAUAUAACGGAAGAGCUAACAAAUGUAAUAAAAAUUUCUAAAAAACAAAUUAUUAAUCCUGUGGUGGGACAUAAAUAUGCUUAUUAUGACAUAGAUGAAUUGGAUGGAGUGUAUUACAGAUGUGACGUUCUUGAAAUUGAAAGAAAUGGAUUUGUAAGAGUAAAAUUGUUAGAUAAAGGAAAUAUAAUCAGAACAGAGCAAAAAAGGUUGUUCAAGUUACCCAAAGAAUUCAAAAAUAAACCCAGGGGACUUACUGAUGUCUACUUAGCAAAUUUUACGCCACCCCACCGUGAUGAAAAUUUCUCCGCAAAGUCAUUCUUUAAUUUGAAGAAUUUGCUUGAAAAACACGAUUACGGAAACAUGAUUAUGACGGCCGAUAUACACCUCCAAAUCGGAAAUACCCUGUGGCUAAAAAAUGUAUAUGAAGAGGUCACGUUAUCUGAAAAAGUCAUUCCCCAUUUUCAGUUGACGAGAGAAAUUUUGAUGUCAAAGUUAGCGGAAUACAAUAAUAAUCAACUUAACAAUUUAUAUAAAUUGUGCAAGGAGGCUUCGAUUUCUUUGCCUGUAUACCAAAAGGCAAACGCAGUGCCCGCCCGAGAAGAGAGGAAGAUUGAGCCGCAGUGGGCUCAUUUGGACACGGAUGUUAACGAAGUUACUUUCUCUGCAGCCAUAUCGCCAGAUGAGAUAUACGUUAGAUUAAAUAAAUUUAAUGAGCAGUUAUAUAGUUUGCAAAAAGAAAUCCAGGCAAGUUUAAAGAAAGUGAAUUAUCCUAAACUACAAAAUGUCGAGAUAGGAACCAUUUGUCUUGCGAAAGAUCCUGAAGGAUUAGAUUAUGCCAGAACAGUAGUAAAAAUUGUAGAAGAUAACAAGGCGCUGUGCUUUUUCGUAGAUUUUGGCGACGAAGCCGUCGUUGACAUCACCGAUUUGAAGUAUAUUCACAAUAAAUUCAUUACGAAACUUCCCUUUCAAAGCAUCCAGUGUAGACUGCAGGGUAUCAAACCCGUACUAGAUGAGUGGCAAAGUGACAUCAAUAACAUUUUAUAUAAAUAUGCCACAGAACCCGAUUCGGAUAUCUUUAGGUUGCUUUUCGUUAAAAUUUGCGGUAAAGAAGAAAAUAGUAUAAACCCUAGACAAAACAGGUAUUCGGUCCUGCUCAAAGAUGGAUUUGGAGAAAAAAAUGUCUUGAUAAAUACUUUAUUGGUGGAUUGCGGUGUUGCAGUACCGAAUUCGGAACAAAUAGACGAUUUUUAUAUUUCCUCCGCUCAUUCCAAUAGCGACGAAUCGGAUGAAGAAUUAGAACAUAUAAUCGAUAUAUGUAGGAAAACUAAAGAAGUUGAAGAAAAUGUACAUGUAAAUGGUGAUCAGUCAGCCGAGAAAGACUCCGUAAACGAAGAUAUGGAGCUUUUCCUCAUAAACGCUGAAGAAUUUUUCAAAUCGCUUCUUAUUGUUAACAAUGAUGUUAAAUCAGUAAGUAAUCGUGAAUUACCUCCAAUUCAAGCUGCCCCUGCAGUUGAUUAUUGUACUCCCGAGGUUUACUGGUCUCAAACAGAGAAAUAUAUCAAGAUAGAUAUUAAGUUACAUGAUACCGAUCAAUAUAACCUCAGUUUAACUAAAGGAACAAUUUUACAUUUCAAGACUGUGAAAAAUGAGAAAACAUAUAAGCUUAAUCUCAUGUUAUACCAAAAAGUAAGUUCCCUUCAGCAUACAGCUAUGGGUCCACAAAUAAGAGCAACAUUAACUAAAGCAAAUUAUGUCGAAUGGCCAAGGUUGACUUUAUCCAAGCAACGCGCAAGGAAUAUUCACUAUGAUGUUUCAACUAUAACAAUAAAAGAAGAGAAAUCUAAAAAAAUUUUGGAAUUUCCGAUAAUGUCUGAUGAAGAAGAAGAGCCCGAUAAUAACAAUAUUGACGUUAUGUAUCACGUUGUUUCAGAUAUAGACAGUGACAUGGACGCAGAUUUAGCAGAGGAUUCUGAUUAGUGACUUGUAUAAUUUCAUCUAGAAACUUAUUUAAUUUUUUUUUACGAAUUUGGAAAAUAAAAUGUAGCGUGAAACAAAAAGGAUUAGCCAGAUGCUAUUUUUUAAAUUUAUUUUUGCGUAUAAAUAAUUUCCUACUUGGAAAAAUUUGCAAUUAAAUUAUUGUUGUGGAAAAUAUAACAGGUUUUUAAAUACGAUUGAACAUUGUUCAAUUUAUUUCCAUUAAAAUUAAUUAGUACAUCAAGAAUCGACAUUGAUAUAUUGUAAUAUUUUUUAAAUGUGAUGUCAGGUAUUAAAAUUGUUAUUUUUAAAAUGUGUAUUAAAUUCUGCUCAACAUUAUAAAGUUCGUUGUAGAUAGAGAGCGCUCAUGGGCGUAGCUAGGAUUUUUGCUUGGGGUGGGCUCAGGGGUGCUGCAAGCUCUAUGGAGACCUCAAAAAAAAAAAACGCAAUCAAUGACUUACUGAUACCGAUAUAAUAUUUCAAAACCUACACACUCUUUCGUUUGAUUCUAAGAAAAAAGCGACUUACCGAUAUGAGCAAGAUGAUAUUAUUGGAUUUUGGUCAGAGAUUCUUAAGACAAAUAUAUGGGACCCAUAUUUUUUAUUUUUGCCAAGUGCUCCCCUGAAAUCUGCCU
Messenger RNA from Anoplophora glabripennis (Asian longhorned beetle), 6001 nucleotides. RefSeq names its product putative ATP-dependent RNA helicase TDRD12. The transcript has 17 exons. NCBI's taxonomy places the organism in Eukaryota, Metazoa, Arthropoda, Insecta, Coleoptera, Cerambycidae. The coding region runs from base 151 to 5370 and encodes 1739 amino acids. Gene Ontology annotation, biological process: transposable element silencing; germ-line stem cell division. The record is from RefSeq and is a predicted model, not a curated record. Gene Ontology annotation, molecular function: nucleic acid binding; ATP binding.